Messenger RNA from Trametes versicolor FP-101664 SS1, 1551 nucleotides. RefSeq lists its product as uncharacterized. NCBI's taxonomy places the organism in Eukaryota, Fungi, Basidiomycota, Agaricomycetes, Polyporales, Polyporaceae. Bases 1 to 1551 code for a protein of 516 amino acids. The record is from RefSeq and is a predicted model, not a curated record. The transcript has 9 exons.
AUGGCAAGGACCUACGAGAGCAAAGUUGCGGCGUGUGGAACCCGGCGAGUCUCCUUCACCCUCUGCCUUGCCUACAUGCGCCAGAACUACUGCUUUACUGAUGACGAACGCCGCUGGCUUAAACAGCAUUUGUCUGACGCGGACGUUCGAGCUAUCCUUCUCGAGCCUAAAACUACAGCCCCGAACAAGCGAGCCGCUGGUCUUCUAACUGAGAAGUUUCGUGCUCACUUCACUGCUCCGAGCACGGGCGAAACACAAGAAGCGUGGCUGAAGCGUUACAACAACGCGUCUCGCGAUCGCCGCGAUGACAUCGCUCGCCAUGCCCCGGAGGAUUUCGUCGCAUUCAGCGCGCGCAUGGAGAGGCUGCCGAAGAGCAUCUACAACUGGGUGCGCGAGAACCUGUACACGGGUCCUCGCGCUAAGACUGGACUGGACGUCUUCCAAGCGUCGUCGGACGCUCCGGUGGUUGAAGUGCUCGACGUCGAGGGCCGUCACAGGGCAGCGGUAGGCCAACAUCGCGCUGCAUGUGCCGACGCAUGGAAGGCUCUGCUUCCCGAGGAGCAAGAGAGGUACAACGCCAUCGCCGAGGAGAAGAACAAGGAGCGUGCUGCGGAGCGCGAGGAGUCGGUCCCCAUCAAUGAAGGCUUUACCGCCUUGGAAAUCUCUAACGCGGUGGAUGACAGCAUGGACAUGGUCCACAACGUACAUUGGGGCGGUCUGAUUUGCGUGGGUGGGCCGGACGAGACAGGCGAGCCGUCUGUCUAUAUGACGUCCCGCGGUGUCAACAGACAAGGCCUCACCUUCCUGCAGGCGCUCUGCCAGACGGCUGGUUGGACUGAGCAAGAAUUCUACCUCGUCCUCUCACUUUGGGUGGAACAGUCCCGUUCCGGUGGCGAGGAUGCGGACGCUGCUGACUUCGCGGUGCACGCUCAGCGUAUCAUGGAGCAACAUCGCGCAAUCGAUGAGACGGACGCCGCACAGCCCGUCGUGCAACCCUCCUCCGCUGAAGGGAUCCCAGCUUGCAACGUUAUAACUCCGGCUCCUAUUAUCACCGCUUGCAUUGACCCAACUCUACGGGCUCCAGCUGCAGCGCUCCGCGUUGGGGCCGUAAUUCAAGGCAAGUCUUUAAGUCAAUCGAACGACGUCCCCGAGACCGCUGACAUUGCAGAGGCGGACAUCGCUGUAGAUCCUGAGGUAAGUGAAAACCUUGAGAGUGCGGCGGCGGCACAACUCUCGGAACCCGCCCCGGCGGGACCGAAGAACAAGCGCCCAGGAAAGAAGGUCACGGCCACGAAGACGAAAGGGGCGGGGAGGAAGCUCCGUAAAGGCGCCGAAACGUCGGGAGUUGUGAUCCCCGACGCGAGCGCGAGCUCCGCUGUUACCUCACGACCGUCUCGCAUCCGCACGCAGACGGCGCGUGCUCAGGGUCAAGAUCCCUUGAUCUCGUUGACCGAGCGCAUUUCUGCGUCGGGCAGCGUCUCGACCGGACGCCCCCGACGCGGCGCUGGCGGUACCGCCAAGGGCUCGUCCAAGCGGAGGGGGCGGGCGUGA